Messenger RNA from Filobasidium floriforme, 1118 nucleotides. RefSeq lists its product as uncharacterized. Bases 133 to 1029 code for a protein of 298 amino acids. Lineage: Eukaryota; Fungi; Basidiomycota; Tremellomycetes; Filobasidiales; Filobasidiaceae. The record is from RefSeq and is a predicted model, not a curated record. The transcript has a single exon.
AAUGUCUUUCUGCAUCAUGCAUAUCAACGCAUACCGACGACUUACCAGUCUCAACGAUUUCCCCCACCUCAGAUCGGCCUUCACUUGCUGAACACCACUUACACCGUCACAACUAAGCACUCUUCGACCACGAUGCAUAUCUUUGUCACCGGCGCCACCGGCGGUAUGGGCUCGAUCCUGAUCCCCAAGCUACUGAGUCUUGGACACACCGUCUCGGGCCUCGCUCGCUCUUCCGCAUCUGCAUCCAAGGUGACCUCGCUCGGGGCCAAAGCGGUGAUCGGAGACCUGAUCGACCUCGACACCAUCGCCAAGGCCGCCUCUGACGCCGACAUGGUCAUUCACAUGGGCUUUGACCAUGGGCAGGCGUUCUCGGGCGACUUUAUCGGCGCAUGCAAAAAGGACGUGUCUGUGAUAGAAGUCAUCGGACGGUCCCUCACUGCGGCAGGCGUUCAAGGCAAGACGCUCAUGUUCGCAUCUGGUACGCUCGGUCUAGAAGGCGACGACGAGCAUUCGAGCGCGCAUCGCAGCCCGCAUAUGCCGAGAUACGAGUCGACCGACGCCGCAUUCUCGUUCGUUCUCAAGGGGCUGCAUGUUGUUCAGCUGCGCUUGGCUCCCAUCACGUAUGGAUCCGUCAAGCCCCAUGACUUUAUCGCCAUGUGGGCCGGGGAGUCCAAGAAGGCAGGACACGUCUCCUAUACCGAACAGGGCGCCUGGGCGGCGUGCUCCUACGACGCGGCGGCUGACGGUAUCGUUGCCGCCAUCGGACGACUAGACGUCUUGGCCAACCCCAUCAGCUUACACUUGGUCCACGAGAGCGGGAUACCGUUCGAGGAGGUGGCAGACAAGUUGGCGACGAAACUCGAUGUCCCUACAAAGAAGAUUGACAGAGAGGAGCUGUCGCAGCUCGGUUUCCUGGGCAACCUGAUGGGACUCGCCAAGCCGGUCAAGGCGGAUUAUACGUACGAGGUGACGGGCUGGAGACCGCAAGAGGCGGGGUUGGUCGCACAGCUGGACAAGUGGACUUUCUAAGCUCGAUAAAGAGCAAUGUGCUGGUGUCUAAUUGACUGCACGGAUUGGUAGAAACCCUUGAUGCGAAACCGUCGAGAUGUAAAGACAGA